AUUACGGUCUCGCGGGGAAAGUAUUCUGUAGUGAAUAAAAUCGCGUUCAUGAAAUGCAUAGGUCUGUCUAGUUGUAAAUUUGCUCAUAAUGAAUGCUUAGUUUGAAUGUGUACUUCCGGUAUCCGCCCAUAACCGCGUUCGUUUCAUUGUUCUUGGUAGCCUUAGCAACUGCCAAGCCGUGUUCUAACGUCUUUAAUGUGUUUUUCUUUUUUGUUCAGCUCCCCUGUUGUUAUGGUAUAAUAGCAGCCAGCAUGCUUGUGUUGUAUUUGUAAAGUAACCGCCGUCUGUUUGUCAAACUUAUGAACUUGUUUCAGUCUGGCUGUUGGGUGAGUGAAGACGGUCUCCUCGUCUUAGACUGUCGCAGAAAUGAAGAGCCAGCAGAAAAGCCCUGAACCUGAUGGGAGUAUCACCGUUCAACGAGGAAGGUUCAGUGGCCACUGCAGAGGACCCUGCAGCUAUCGCCACCAUUCAGUCUGCUGCCACAUUCACUGAUCAACCCAUCAAGUACCUGUUUAAGACAGAAGGAGCAGGUGGACAGGUAACCUACAGAGUGAUCCAAGUGUCAGAUGGCCAGUUGGAGGGUCAGACAGAUGGAGCUGCAGCGGUCAGUCUGGUCACCGGUUUCCCUGCAACCUCACAGACUGUCACACAGGCUGUGUUCUCCCAGUCAGAGGGUUUGGACGGUGAUGGCAGCACUGAGGCACAGUACACCUACUACCCCGCCACCAUUGCUGAUGCUACCACUGGCACCAUGGUGACCACAGUACAGGCCUCAGACACACUUCUUGGUCAAACGACACCCACAGGGCAACUCUAUGUGAUGAUGUCGCCUCAGGAGGUUUUAACAGGAUCCAAUCAAAGGACAAUUGCACCUCGCACUCAGCCAUACAUGGCAAAGCAAGAGGCUCCUCGGGCUUCCAGAGAUGAGAAACGGCGAGCCCAGCACAAUGAAGUCGAGCGCCGGCGCAGGGACAAGAUCAAUAACUGGAUUGUGCAGCUGUCCAAGGCCAUCCCAGACUGUAACGUUGACUAUACCAAGACAGGACAGAGUAAAGGAGGGAUUUUGUCUAAAGCCUGUGAGUACAUCAAGGAGCUCCGACAGAGCAACCUGAAGUUGGGGGAAGACAUCAGCGCUUUAGAUCGUCUCAGGAUUGACAACCAGCUACUCAGACAGGAAGUUGAAGACUGGAAGUCUAGAAUCAGAUUUGAGGAACCCUGCUACGACAGCACGGCAUGGUGGGAUAUCCGCACAGACCCCCAGUGACAGGAGUGUUGGCAGCGUGUAUCAGAAGACCACCACAUAUGGCCAAAAGAAUACUUGAAAAACUUUGAUUACAUCAUUUGUGAUUGAGUGUGCAUGACAUAAGGUAAACAAAUGAAUAUUUCUUAAUAAUCAAAUCCAGCUUCUUUGCUAAUAUUUGCUCUGAAGAUUUGUUACAAAAAAAAAAAAAAAAAAAAAAGAUUCAUACAACCUACUCAUACAUACACGCAUACAUAUACAUUGUUUUCUGGAAAAUAAAGAGGGCAAAUGGGAUCACUUAGUUCAGUUUAGCAGCGCCCUCAUUGAAGUCCUUCCACAAACACGAUUGUUAGUUGAUAUCCAGUCCACAGUAAGCUCUAAAACACCUCAUAGCAGCUGAAUUGUUUUUCUUUUAAUUUUUGUGCUCUCUGUAUCAGAUACCCUCAUGGUAAUGUCUCUUCACAUGUUGUAUUCAUGUUUUGACUUUUCAUAUUUUUCAAUGUGACUUUGACCUGAUCAUGCUGCGUGUUGUCACUCUGGUCAGCUAUUUUUAUGUUUAAUUUUUUUGUUGUGUGUGUUUCUUUCAUGAAGCCUCACUGGGGACAAUAAUUACAUUGCAACAAGUGUAACAAGCUAAACUAAAUAAACGGGGUUGGUAACCAUUUCAAUGAAGUAGGCUAUGUAUGUCUUCAUAAUAAAAAUAUCAAUAUAUGCAAUUUGUCAAAUUCAUUUUGUGUUAUAUUAAUUCAAGUUGAUUCUAAAAAU
Sphaeramia orbicularis (orbiculate cardinalfish) is the source of this 2005-nucleotide messenger RNA. RefSeq names its product upstream transcription factor 1 (gene usf1). Gene Ontology annotation, molecular function: RNA polymerase II cis-regulatory region sequence-specific DNA binding; protein dimerization activity; DNA-binding transcription factor activity, RNA polymerase II-specific. NCBI's taxonomy places the organism in Eukaryota, Metazoa, Chordata, Actinopteri, Kurtiformes, Apogonidae. The transcript is spliced from 10 exons. The record is from RefSeq and is a predicted model, not a curated record. Gene Ontology annotation, biological process: regulation of transcription by RNA polymerase II. The coding region runs from base 398 to 1264 and encodes 288 amino acids.